This is a messenger RNA of Strigops habroptila (Kakapo), 2867 nucleotides long. RefSeq names its product collagen type XIII alpha 1 chain (gene COL13A1). The record is from RefSeq and is a predicted model, not a curated record. The transcript has 44 exons. The coding region runs from base 197 to 2575 and encodes 792 amino acids. NCBI's taxonomy places the organism in Eukaryota, Metazoa, Chordata, Aves, Psittaciformes, Psittacidae.
UGUGUGUGGUUUGUUUUUAUUUUUUAAAGAUCUCUCCCAUCCACUUUUGUCAUUAUUGCUGUUAUUUGUCAUUUGCUGGCGCUGGGAUCCCCUUGGACGCUCUUUUUCUAUGCCUUCUGGAUUGUGCUUCUUGGAGUAGGAGUGAGGCUUUAUUUAUUCUAUUUAUUUAUUUAUUGUUUCUCAGGACAGGGAGGGAAUGUUGGAGGAGAAGAGCUGGAAAGGCGUCAGCGAAGCAGCUUUUGACAGGGCGUGCGUGGCUCCCCCCAGGACCAGCGGCGGGGAGAGAUGCUGCCGCCUCCCUCUCCUGCUGGGCUCGGGGCUGCCCGGUAUCUCCCUGCUUUCUCUGGUGCUGAGCCUCCUGCUGUACUUUCGGACCUCUGAUCUGCAGUCCCGGGUGUCCCGCUUGGAAGCGGACAGACCCACACAGCUCCCUGCCUGGCUCUCAGCAGACCAAAUGGAGACAGCUAUUUUGGGAAGAGUUGACCAACUGCUUGAUGAGAAAUUAAAGUUCCAUUUGCCAAGGCAUCGAGAAGUUCGAGACACACACCAGCGAUGCAACUGCCCGGCAGGUCCACCUGGCCUUACAGGAAGACCAGGGCUCCCGGGAGACAAAGGUGCGAUGGGGAUCCCUGGACGGCCGGGAUUAAAAGGGCAACCUGGAGAGAAGGGUGCUCCAGGAGAAGCAGGCAUGUCUAUCAUCGGGCCCCGUGGUCCACCCGGACAGCCUGGAACAAGAGGUUUUCCUGGAUUCCCGGGCCCUAUUGGCUUGGACGGCAAACCGGGUCACCCUGGACAGAAGGGGGAGAUGGGUGCUGCAGGUCCCAGGGGACAACCUGGACUCCCAGGACAAAAAGGAGAAAAGGGUCAGUGUGCAGAGUACCCUCACAGGCUGUUGCCUCUCCUCAAUUCAGUGCGGCUGGCUCCACCUCCGGUCAUAAAGAGACGCACUUUCCAGGGUGAACAAGGACAAGCAGGAAUCCAAGGUCCCCCGGGCCCCCCUGGUCCACCAGGGCCCUCUGGACCGGCUGGACCCGAAGGAAUCCCAGGACAGCCUGGGCCAAUUGGACCACCUGGCAUAGCGGGAGAACCUGGGAAGCCUGGCAGAGAUGGAAAGGGCUUACCUGGGCCUCCUGGACCAAAGGGGGACCCUGGGAUUCAGGGAUACCCUGGCAGAAAGGGUGAGGUGGGUGAGUCAGGCCUGCCUGGUGCACUUGGCCUUCCUGGAGCUACUGGCCCCAAGGGUGAAAAAGGGGACACUGGCAUAAAGGGGGAGAGAGGCAUGCCAGGGCUGCCAGGAAGACAUGGCACUAAGGGCGCUCCUGGGGUGGCCACCGCAGGGAUGAAGGGUGAGCCUGGGACUCCAGGAGAAAAGGGAGAUCCUGGAAUCCCAGGGAGGAUGGGCCCCCCAGGUUUGCCAGGGAAGAGGGGGCAGCGGGGUGAGAAGGGACGAGCUGGUGACCCUGGGCUGCCAGGACUCCCUGGCACAAAGGGAGAGAAGGAAAUGCUGAGAAUGUCUGGUAGGAGGGUAAAGGAGAACCUGGCCCUCCAGGUCCACCUGGGCCCCCUGGACAAAGGGGGAACCUGGUUCACCGGGAGACCAGGGACCCAUGGGCCCAAGGGGCCCCAAAGGAGAGCCUGGGAAGAUGAAAUGAUGGACUAUGAUGGUAACAUCAGUGAAGCUCUCCAGGAAAUACGAACUUUGGCCUUGAUGGGACCCCCAGGACUUCCAGGUGUGGCUGGACCUCCAGGGCCUCCAGGACAGAAGGGUGAAAUUGGUUUGCCAGGUCCUCCAGGCCAUGAUGGAGAAAAGGGACCACGUGGCAAGCCUGGAGAAAUGGGCCCCCCUGGCCCUCAUGGACUGCCAGGAAAGGAUGGACCCCCUGGAAUAAAGGGAGAGCCAGGCCAUAUUGGGGUCAUGGGAGAAAAGGGCGAUAAAGGAGAGCCAGGACAAGCUGGCUCACCAGGUCUUGAUGGCUCCACUGGAGAGAAAGGCGAGCGGGGUGACCAAGGGAUGCCAGGACCAUCAGGAUUGCCAGGUCCCAUUGGACUUCCAGGAUUGACAGGAGAGAAGGGUGAGCCUGGGCAGCAUGGAGACAAAGGAAAUCCAGGAGAAUCGAUAUCUGGACCCCCUGGACCUCAAGGCCCACCAGGACCUCCAGGUCUUCAGGGUCUCCCAGGACCGAAGGGGGAAGCAGGGAUUGAUGGAAUGAAAGGAGAGAAGGGUGCCCAGGGUGAAAAAGGAGACAGAGGGCCACUGGGAUUACCCGGUGCUUCAGGUUUAGACGGCAGGCCUGGACCACCGGGUACUCCAGGACCAAUUGGGGUUUCGGGACCAGCAGGACCAAAAGGAGAAAGGGGCAGUAAAGGAGAUCCUGGAGUUGUAGGACCAAUGGGGCCAGCAGGGCUUCCCGGUUUACAAGGUCUACCCGGUGACAAAGGAAUCCGGGGGGAGAGGGGCAAGAAAGGCUCUAGAGGGUCUAAAGGGGAUAAGGGAGACCAAGGAGCGCCUGGAUUAGAUGCACCCUGUCCGUUGGGCGAAGAUGGCCUUCCAGUUCAAGGCUGCUGGAAUAAGUGAUGAUUCUAACCCUGGACUGGCCUGUGUGUGUUACUGUACAUAGAAUAUUUAUUUUUAUACAGUGUUCUUCUCUGACAUGCCAAAAGUUAUGCAUUUUUACAGAUUAUCAAAAAGCUGCAUAUUUUUUGUACAGAAAAUACUAGAUCUCUCUUCUUCCCCAUUUUGUCAGUUCUCUGUAUAAUUCUAUGUCUGCUUUAUGCUUGUUUUGUCAUGGAGUACAGCUGUAAUAUUUCAUGAUAUUUGUGCACACAUGAUGAAUAUAGGAACUUAAUAAAUUAUUGCAUUAAAAGUG